This is a messenger RNA of Blastomyces gilchristii SLH14081, 2792 nucleotides long. RefSeq lists its product as uncharacterized. The record is from RefSeq and is a predicted model, not a curated record. Lineage: Eukaryota; Fungi; Ascomycota; Eurotiomycetes; Onygenales; Ajellomycetaceae. The coding region runs from base 442 to 1971 and encodes 509 amino acids. The transcript is spliced from 5 exons.
UCAAUUAUCUCUUCAUUGGCUUUUAGAGCAAUCCAAAAGAGAGCUGUUCUGCCAAUGAAGAUGAUCUAGCAGGCAUGAAACAACGUUUUUUAAAGGCUUGGUGCAUACCUUCAACUUAUCUUUCAGGAAAGCAGCUGCAAGGCAGGGCCAACACAUAAAAUUAGGUCUUGCAUCCACUACGUCACACCAGUGUCAUAGGGGUCCCAACACCUGCUUUUUCGUCUUUGCCCAUAUAUUCCAGAGAUGAUGUCGCCUGCUCUUUGUUAACUUAACUCCAUCAAAAAGGUCAUUUGUUAGUUGGCAACGUAAAGGGCCCUUGUAUUGCUCUACAUUGAGUAAUUGAGUAUUUCAGGCCAAUCCUUUUUGCUUUUCAUACACUGUUAUUGUGAUCACUGACUUACUGCACCCUUGAUAUCGCGUAGUGUUCAUUGAAACACCAACAUGAGAUUCUCAUGGUCUUUGGGCCUUGUGAUCACCUUAGCCGUGACAGAAACGGCGGGUUCGAGGAACUGGUUCAGUAAAGCUGUAUACAACAGAUGGCACGAAACAGAGCUUGAACGUUGGCUCUCUGACCAUGAUAUCCCAUAUCCCACGCCGGCUGAUAGAAAGGAUCUUGAAGAACUGGUAAAAUCGAAUUGGGAGUCGCGGAUCCACAUUCCUAUCACGCACACAGCAGAACAUGUAUCCGAAUCUCUGGGAGAUGCGAAAGAGUGGAUUUUUGAUACCUGGAGUGAUUCCCAAUUGAAAACCUUCCUUGACAGACAUGGAAUUGCUAGCCCACAGUCAAGCAAACGUGAUAAGCUAUUGGCAGCAGUACGAGAAAACUACGAAGCCAUUGCCCAAAAGCUUGGACAUACAACACUCUACCCUGGGAACUGGCUUUACGAGCAAUGGUCAGAAUCGGACUUAAAGGAAUACCUCGACAGCCGUGGCUAUAAUGUGCCCCAACCAACAACUCGAGACAAGCUGAUCGCUAGCGUACGUCGAAACGCACGUAUUGCUGGUCUAGAAUCUCAACGUGCUGCCUCGUCUGCCUCUUCAUCGGCUGAGGCUGCUCAGAGAACCCUAUCGGAAGCCCUGUUCAACGCCUGGUCAGAAUCUGACUUCAAAGAAUUUUUCGAUAAGCACGGCAUCAAAGUCCCUCAGGGUUCGAAACGCAACGAGCUUAUUGCCCUUGCGCGCAAACAUCGCGCUUCUUUGGUGCAAGACCCCACUGCUUCUCUCACAAGUGCAUUUGGUGCAGCGACUUCAAAUGCUGGAAACGAAUUUGCUCGCGCGACGGAGGACGCAGAACUGAAAGCGGAAGAUAUGUUCAAUUCUGCCAUUAAUAAAUGGUCUGACUCACGUCUCAAGGCUUAUUUGGAUGCGCGUGGUGUACCGGUGCCGCAGGCGACGAAACGAGAUGAACUCCUCGCCAGAGUACGCCUCAACAGGCACAAGGCAAUAACCGGAUACUCUGCUUGGACUUUUGAUACCUGGACCAAGGAGAAUUUAGGGAAAUAUCUGUCCUCCCAGCAUCAGCAAAUGAUGGGAAACAUUGAAUACACCCGCGACGAACUCAUGAGAAGGGCAAAAUCCGCAUACGAGCAGGCUUCUAAAACCAGUGGAGCAGACUUCGCUGCCGUCACGAACUAUUUGGCAAAGGAAGCUGCUGCAACCAAGGAUGCUGCAUUUGACACUUGGCCCCGGGUUGAUCUGGAAAAAUAUCUCGAGUCAUACGGUCUUAAAGGCCAUAAGAGCUGGGAUAUUAAUAGACUGCGCGAGGAAGCGAAGCGGAACGCUGAUUUCUUCCGCUAUGGAGAACUCGCACAGGAGGCAACGAUCUUCUCUCGAUUGCAAGGUGGUAUGCAGUGGGUCUUACACCAGCUGAAAAUAGGAGCGCUGAGUGGCAGGAGGGAAGGGCAGAAGGCCGCUGAUACUGUGAAGGAAAAGGCUUCCCAGGGUGUAAAGCGAGUGACCGAUGAACUCUAAAGAAACACUUCAAACUCCCCCUCCCUGUCCUGGAAUAGGAGUGAAAAGCAUGGGUGCUCUGCAGAAGGAUUAAUAGGGGUUGUCUUAGUUGAAAUAACGUCUAACGCGGUCUUUUCCUUUUGAUUUUCUUGUGAUUUUUUUUUUGGUCGCUUGUUCUAUUUUCUCCACCUUGUCAAAAUAUUCGUUUCCCAUACGUAUGUAUUUCUGCAGUUUGCAGUUUAUCCUUCCAUCUUGUUUCGUCUGUCUGUCAUGGUUAACUGAAAUGGAACAAUCGGCAGUUAUAUAUGUAUAAUUUACUAAAAUAAUGAGAAAAGGAGAAAAGGAAACAAAAUGAUAAUUACAGAGAAAAAACCCCGCAGCUGUUCUACCAUGAACCCGCGUACAUUUUGAGUUUGGCUACGCUAUUGUGCUUUCCAAAAAAACGCAGAUUAUAUGUUAAAUCUUCUUUCGAGUCAAAAGGAAGGGCUUCUGAUUUUGAUAUUUUCCUAUAUUAAUAUAUUCAUUCUUCGUUGUCGCCUUUGAAUGUUCAUGAAAAUGCCUGUUCAUGAUCUUGAUGCAAUGCAUACAUCUAACCCAGCCCCGUUUCUACCUUGUAUAUUUCAUAAUACGACUAGUCACCAGAUCAGCGGUUUCUCUGCUUCCCCUAGCUAUUUCUUUUGAAUGAUGAACAUAAUAUGCUGCCUAGAAUGUACUCAAAACUGAGUCUUGUUAACCCUCUCAUCAAGACCGAGAACCAGCGUUGCUUCUGCCACGUCGCUUUCUGAUUUGGUGUAUAUAUCCCGCGGUGUCGUCAACCAGAAAAAAAAAAAAAAAAAAAAAAA